Messenger RNA from Neoarthrinium moseri, 951 nucleotides. RefSeq lists its product as uncharacterized. Gene Ontology annotation, cellular component: membrane. The record is from RefSeq and is a predicted model, not a curated record. Lineage: Eukaryota; Fungi; Ascomycota; Sordariomycetes; Amphisphaeriales; Apiosporaceae. Bases 1 to 951 code for a protein of 316 amino acids. The transcript is spliced from 3 exons.
AUGGCCAGCAAGGACGGAUCCGAGAUUAUACCAACGCCCGGUUGGGUACUGGUGGUGCGAAUCAUCCAGUUCAUCCUCUCGCUCAUCGUUAUCGGUGGCUCCGGCUGGUUCAUUCAUGGUCUAUACCUAGACAGUCUCGGUUUCGGCAUCGUUUGUGUUAUAUUUACCUGGGUCAUCACCGUUUACGCUAUCCUGUCCGAGAAGGUCGCAUCCUGCCAACGCGCCUAUAACACCUGGGCGGUGCUGUCGCUCGAUGGUCUAAUGAUCAUCUUCUGGCUGUCCGCCAUGGGCGCCAUAGCGAGCAAGCGCGCGGAUUUCCGCUUCCCGGUGAACGCCACGUGUGUCAGCGACGGGAGCAGCGUGAACAGUGGAGUCUGCACGAUCACGAAGCGCGCAGGUGUCGCAACAAAAGAGGCCUUGGCGUUGAUGAGCGGUGUGGCGGGUGUCUGUGCUAUCAUUAUGCUGCUAUACGUUGCCACUUUCGCCUACCUGUGUCAUCAAUUCCGCCUGGCGUACCCGAAGGGCGUCUCCGAUGUCGAGAAGCAGGCUGGAACGACGGCCAGCGCUCCUGGUGCACAACAAUACCAACAAGGCACAGAGCUCCAGCCGCAACAGGGCCAGCCUCUACUGAACCAACAGCAGGGCUACCCGCAACAACAGGGUUACCCGCAACAGCAGCAACAGCCACAGCCGAAAUGGGCCGAGAACCAGGUAUAUCCUCAGCACACCGGAUACUCCCAACAAGGGGCACCCGUACCGCAGUACAACCAGAACCAGCCAUACGACCCUUACACUCAGCAAAAUACAGCCUAUGCCGGGCAGGGUGGUGUGUACUCGCCGGAGCAAGUCGGCCAGCCUCAGGUUGGGGGGCCUCAACAAGUGCCGUAUAGCCCGCAUGGGACACCAGCACCAGGACAGCAGGUGCACCAGUUGCCUACCCACCCCCAUUAG